UGGAACAUUUUGUUUAUGCAGCCCAGUUAGGCGGUACAGCUGGAAGGCACCGAGUCCCGUCCUUCACUUUAUUAACAGGAAAAAGCUUCAGACUGUCGACAGACUGGCGCUAAAUCUUUCCGAAAAACCGCCACUCAGACGUAAGGACGUCAAACUUUAUUAGUUCAGAGUUAAAGUAAUGAAUGAUAAACUCGUCCUCCCUUCAUGCUUACUUUCCACAAAAAGAAAGCUAUGGAUAUUUGCGACGGGAAGAAAAGGAGAAAGGUAAACGGCGGUGUGCGGGUGUGCAGGCGGAGCGUGGCCGGGAAGAUGAAGCGCGAGGUGGGCAAAGUUCUCCUCUCCCUCACGGUGGAGGACAACAACCACAAGGGACUCAUGGAGGAGGAAGAGGACGACCACUGCUUCUCCAUCAGCUACCUUCGAAAUGACCGGCUGGAGCCGUCCUUGGUUGUGUCUCCCCGGUACAACCUGCUGCGGGAGGUCGGUCGGGGAAGCUACGGGGUUGUGUACGAGGCCAUAGCCCGCAAGACAGGGGCCAGGGUCGCGGUUAAGAGGCUCCAGUGCGACGCCCCGGAGAACGUAGAGUUGGCUCUGGCCGAGUUCUGGGCCCUGACGAGUCUGGAGAACCGACACCAGAAUGUUGUCCAGCUGGAGGAGUGUGUCCUACAGAGAAAGGGUCUGGCCCAGAAGAUGAGCCAUGGAAACAAAAAGUCCAGACAGUACCUGCGGCUGGUGGAGACCUCCCUCAAAGGCGAGCGCAUCCUGGGUUACCCAGAGGAGCCAUGCUACCUCUGGUUUGUCAUGGAGUUUUGUGAGGGUGGAGACCUCAACCAGUACAUCUUGUCUCGUCGACCCGACCCCCAGACCAACAGGAGCUUUAUGCGCCAACUGACGAGUGCUGUAGCUUUCUUGCACAAGAACAAUAUUGUCCACCGUGACUUAAAACCAGACAACAUUCUCAUCUCACAGCAAUCUGGUUCACCUGUUCUUAAAGUGGCUGACUUUGGCCUCAGUAAAGUUUGUGCUGGUCUAAACACCAAAAACUGUGAAGAUCACCCUGUAGCAGGAGAGGAUGGCCAAGGCAGCAACCAGAACAACAUUGUCAACAUAAACAAGUUCUGGUUGUCGUCAGCUUGUGGCUCAGACUUCUACAUGGCUCCUGAGGUGUGGGAGGGCCACUACACCGCUAAGGCUGAUAUCUUUGCUCUGGGCAUCAUCGUCUGGGCCAUGAUCGAACGAAUCACAUUCAUUGAUGCAGAGUCCAAACGUGAACUACUGGGCACCUACAUUAGACAGGGCACAGAAAUUGUACCUGUAGGGGAGGCUCUGCUGGAGAACCCCAAGAUGGUGCUCCACAUCCCUCAAAAGGCCAGAAGCUCUAUGUCUGAGGGGCUGAAGAAACUCCUCCAUGAUAUGCUUGCAGUCAAUCCUCAGGACCGACCAGACGCCUUCCAGCUGGAGGUGCGAAUGGACCAUGUCACAUGCGCUGCAUGAUAUCCUCCACCUUCUCCAUAAUCUCUCCUCUCUAACCCUAGCCAGUCCAAGAAGGGACCUCUUUCCUUCCCAGCUUGUUUAUUACAUGGAUGUGGACUCCAGUGGAUAAAGGGACUCCGACUUACUGAACUGUGAAGAAUCCAAAAUCACAAGGAGCAGCAAAUGACCUAAAAUCUGAUGAUUCCAAAACUCUGGGACAAGAAAUGUUUGCAAACCACACCACAACAGUGUACUUCCAACAUCCAGUUAACAAUCACUUAAACUGUACAGCAGAUGAUGUGUAGCUGGCUGUUAGUGCCAGUGUCUCUGAAAGCUGACUGGAUGUGAACCAGGUUAAUGACAUUUGUUGAUUUCUGUUUGUCGAUUUAAGCCCCAGUAUAGGCCUGCUCUUCCUCAGCAUUUGUAAUGUAGUCAGCUGUGGCACAGACUGCUGUACUGUGUGUGUACCAGUGUUUUACGGUGAAAGCAUCAUUGUACUGAUGAUAAUAAUUAUGAACAACAGGUGACGCUACACUGAACCAUCUACUAACCUUGUGCCUUAAAAAUGAUUGACACCAAGUGCAAUUGGGUUCUUAAAUAAAAUGGCCUGUAGGUUACAGUGGAAGCUCAUAUACCAAGACAGAAAUGUCAUGAGUCUUAAACUACGUUGUCUAAUGCAGGUUUCUGUCUGCAAAAUGUUCAGCCAGUCAGUGAAAUAUUUUCCUUUUAAUGAUGUCACACUUUCUAAAUAAUAUCCCAGUCUGCAUUAAUGUCAAGUUAAAUUGUAGUUGUUUGAUGUCCCUCCUGAGCCUAAAUACUGAAGUGCAAUCAUGACACUGAAGCUGAAAUACAUAAGAAUUAUUCUAAAAUUGAGGCACCAGUGGUAUGUGUACCCUCUUGUAAACCAUGCUUACCCUGACAUUUGACAAAUAUGUGCCACACUCCAAGGCAGAGGGAAUAUGUUCUUCUGAAUCUGUAGUAGACAUAGCAGGUCAACUCCAGGAAAUACUGCGCAGUUGCAACUAAACAAUGUAAAGCAGGGAAUUCAAAGUGAUAUUAUCGGGCAUUAGUUCUUGUUGAAUCUAAAGAAGCCCUAUUGGACUAAAUUGCAUUUUUGUGCUUCACCACAUUACCAUAUUUGCUAAAUUUAUGAACAGUUGAUUAUUUGGUGGACGAACAGCUGUUUUAGUGUAUAUAUACUUUUUUACUUUGAGGAUGAGUGUGGCAUCCUCACCAACUAAAAUAAUUGGCUGAGUACAUUCAAAGAUACCAAGUAAGUGGGUAACUUGCAGUCAUCUUGUUAAGUGAUGCUAAGCAUUGUUCUAUAUGCAUGCUGUAGGCAUGUGACUGAUGUGGAAUAAACAAUGUGUAAAGGGUUAUUUGAAUGAACAGCCGGACACCUAAGCAGUAUUGUGCAAUCUGUGGCAGAAAUUUUCUUGAGUAACGGAUUGGAGAAAUGUCAAAGGAAAUUCUAAGAUUUUACUUUUUGGGAAAAAUAUGCAAAAGCAGCCAUCUGAAACCAACUCAAUUCAUCGUCUCUUCUGUCUUUCUCCUCUUUAUUCAAGUGCUUUACACACUUUCAAGUGGCAUGUAGUAUGUUGGAGGCGUUCAGGCUGUGCUCAGUUGGUUGUAACCUACAGUGGGUAUGGAAAGUAUUCAGACCCCUUGAAAUUUUUCACUCUGUGUUAUUGCAGCUAUUUGCCAAAAUCAAAAAAGUUCAUUUUAUUUCUCAUUAAUGUACACUCAGCACCCCAUCGUGACAGAAAAAAACAGAAAUGUAGAAGAAAAACUGAAAUAUCACAUGAUCAUAAGUAUUCAGACCCUGUGCUCAGUAUUGAGUAGAAACACCCUUUUCAGCUAGUACAGCCAUGAGUCUUCCUGGGACUGACGCAACAAGUUUUUCACACCUGGAUUUGGGGAUCCAUUCUUCCUUGCAGAUCCUCUCCAGUUCUGUCAGGUUGGAUGCUGAACGUUGGUGGACAGCCAUUUUGAGGUCUCUCCAGAGAUGCUCAAUUGGGUUUAGGUCAGGGCUCUGGCUGGGCCAGUCAAGAACGGUCACAGAGUUGUUCUGAAGCCACUCCUGUGUUAUUUUAGCUGUGUGCUUAGGGUCAUUGUCCUGUUGAAAGGUGAACCUUCGGCCCAGUCUGAGGUCCUGAGCACUCUGGAAGAGGUUUUCCUCCAGGAUAUCUCUGUACUUGGCUGCAUUCAUCCUUCCUUCAAUUGCAACCAGUUGUCCUGCCCCUGCAGCCAGUGGCGGAUUUUUGCACAAGCCAACUAGGCGGCCGCCUAGGGCAGCAAACUCAAGGGGGCUUCAUGAUGAAGGGGGAAAAAAAUCAUUAAAUACAAUUCCCUUCAUAAGCACACAGCUGAGUAAGCAUCCAUUGACAUUCUGAUGGUGUUACGUUACAUAACAAAUGGCGCCCUCUUCAGGUCAAGACUCAGAGGUGCGCCCUCUGCUCUCUGACCGACGAGACCGUGGGGAUGCGCGGCUGCGGCGGAGAAGGCGAAGACGGCCCGAUAGUGUAUAUACCCCCCCCGUCAACAGGAAAGGCGAGAGGGGUGCGUGUUUACCGGUGACUGGGCGCGACAGACUGGCUUGCCUAGGGAGUCAAUAAGGCUAGAACCACCACUGCCUGCAGCUGAAAAAACACCCCCACAACAUGAUGCUCCCACCACCAUUUUACACUGUAGGGAUUGUAUUGGGCAGGUGAUGAGCAGUGCCUGGUUUUCUCCACACAUACCGCUUAGAAUUAACACCAAAAAGUUCAAUCUUGGUCUUAUCAGACCAGAGAUUCUUAUUUCUCAUAGUCUGGGAGUCCUUCAUGUGUUUUUUGGCAAACUCUAUGCGGGCUUUCAUGUGUCUUGCACUGAGGAGAGGCUUCCUUCGGGCCACUCUGCCAUAUAGCCCCGACUGGUGGAGGGCUGCAGUGAUAGUUGACUUUGUAGAACUUUCUCCUAUCUCCCAACUGCAUCUCUGGAGCUCAGCCACAGUGAUCUUUGGGUUCUUCUUUACCUCUCUCACCAAGGCUCUUCUCCCACGAUUGCUCAGUUUGGCUGGACGGCCAGGUCUAGGAAGAGUUGUGGUCGUCCCAAACUUCUUCCAUUUGAGGAUUAUGGAGGCCACUGUGCUCUUAGGAACCUUGAGUGCUGCAGAAAUUCUUUUGUAACCUUGGCCAGAUCUGUGCCUUGCCACAAUUCUGUCUCUGAGCUCCUUGGGCAGUUUCUUCGACCUCAUGAUUCUUAUUUGCUCUGACAUGCACUGUGAGCCGUAAGGUCUUAUAUAGACAGGUGUGUGCUUUUCCUAAUCAAGUCCAAUCAGUUUAUUUAAACACAGCUGGACUCCAAUAAAGAAGCAGAACCAUCGCAAGGAGGAUCAGAAGAACUGGACAGCAUGUGAGUUAAAUAUGAAUGUCGCUGCAAAGGGUGUGAAUACUUAUGACCAUGUGAUAUUUCAGUUUUUCUUUUUUAAUAAAUUAGCAAAAAUUUCUACAUUUGUGUUUUUUUCUGUCAAGAUGGGUUGCUGAGUGUACAUUAAUGAGAAAUAAAAUGAACUUUUUUGAUUUUGGCAAAUGGCUGCAAUGACAGAGAGUGAAAAAUUUCAAGAGGUCUGAAUACUUUCCGUACCCACUGUAUGAUCUGUGUUGGGAAAUGAUUGCUAGUUUGUGCUGUGAUUAAUGAAAAUGUAUCACUACAAGUGCAAAGUGGAGUAAAUAUAUACACCGAUCAGGCAUAACAUUAUGACCUCCAGCCUAAUACUGUGUUAGUCUCCUUUAUGCCGCUACAACUCCUCUGACUCUGUCGGGAUGUCCUGUAACACUGGGAUGGUGACAGGGUGGGACCUACCUAGAUCAGGUUUAUCCUGGCACAUGCCACAGAUGCUCAGUAAGAUUUGGAUCUGGAGAGGGUGGAACCUGAGUGUGUGGGGUGCAUUGUCCUGCUGAGGGUGGCAACUGGCAAGGACUGCUGUUGCCAUGGGGAGUGGAAGGUUGCUUGACCUGCAAUGUUUAGGUGGGUGGUACAUGUUAAAACAUCCACAUAAAUGUCCAGACUCAAGGUUUCCCAGCAGAUGAUUGAUAUUGUUCACUUCAUCUGUCAGUGGUCAUAAUGUUGUGGCUGAUCGGUGUAUGCUACUGUAGAGCCAUGAAGACUUACAGAUAAAUGGACAAUACCAGAAUGUUAAAUACAAAGUAACUUCAACACAGGCCAAAGGAUCUCAUUUUGGUUCUAUAGUAUAUUUUUUGGCUUCAGUUCAGUGACUCAACAGUUUCAGUAGUUUUUGUAGUGUGGUCCUACCUCAUUCUCAGCACUCUGAAAUAUCCUAUCCAGUUUGACUCCUCUUCGGCGAUCUUGUCUUAGUUUCUAAUACAGGGAGCACUUUCCUUAAGAAUGUUAGAUUUUUACCUCAGUCUUUGUCUCUUUUAAUUUAAACCAACCUCUAACAGACUUUUCUGUGUGGUGUUUUGUUUAGCAAGAAACACCUAGGUUAUCCUUUUGUAAUGACUACAUGUGCAGCAUCUUCUCUCUUAACAGCUGUAAAACAGAGCAAGUCCAGCCCCAUAUCCACACAACAAUGUUAUAUGUAUUCACCAACUACAAUUAGAUUAGACCUCAGUGUGUUUCAAACAAACUAGCUCAUAUAAUUACAUACAGACAAGGGGGACAACUUUUGCAAGUAAAAAAAGUUACGUAUGAUUGUAACAAAUAACAGCAACUCAAGUUUUGACUUACCAGGCAAAAUUAUGAGAUGAAAAGUCAACAAACUUUAACUAAAUUGUGUCUUUGACUUAAAAGUCCACAUUUAGACUUGCAUAUCUUGGACACAGUUUAGUCUUUCCCUGAAGGCAGUCAGGGUGCUGAAUUCAGUUCACAUAAAAGAUAUGAAGGUUAUUGUUUAAAAAAUAUUUAUAAAGGAAAUCUGCUAAAGUUCACACCCCUUCUACUUUCUGACCUCCAUACACCUGGCCAGUCACUGUAUGAAGUUGGCCUGAUUGAUGGAUAGUUUGUGGAAAAUUACAAAAACUGCAGCACACCGAGUUCUCAUCCAUAAAUUAUAAUUGCAUAAAAGAUCUUUUUUAUGCUAUGAGACAUGCUGAUAUGUACUUCUUUCGAAGAAAUCUCAAGAGUUGGUUAGACUAAACACACAAACAUUAAACAAAACAAGUGUAUCCAAAGCUAAUAAAAUUGUACAUGUGGAAGCAGAAGACUGGAUUUGUGUGCAAUUUUAGGUGACUUUUUUUUUAAAUGUUUUAGUUUAAUCAAAAAUGAACACAGCUCAAUGCUUGUGGGCACUGUAAUUGUUGAAGGUGUCUUUGUAUGUGUUAACCAUAUACAAAAUCUGUUCUUACUUUUGGGAUGUUGAAUCUCUUACCUUUUGUAUGCUUGUUUUAUGAGUAAGUCUAACAUGGCUAUGACACAUGGUUAAUGCGCAAGCUACAAAACCAUUGUUACUAAAAGGUAUUACCAACAUGCCCUGCUGUCACUUUUUGUAUGAGCCAGUUUCUUUAUCUGUAAUGACUCCACUUGAAAACACUUCACACUAUGCAAAAUAUUUUACUGUUUCACUGUAAACACCGUAGAAAGCCACAACAUUCUCAAAAUAUUGUAUGUUAUGUCUUAUUUUACUUCUUCCAAUUUGUACAAAAUGUCUUUGAAUAAAAUAAGUUUUUGUUGAUGAAGCAAAAAAGAGCCAUUAGGUGUUUGAGAAUACAUCUUGUUUUUGUUUUUUUUUGCUGUAAAUAUGCGUGAUGUUUCUUCGAAUAAACGAUCAAAACUG
Molecule: messenger RNA, 7246 nt
Organism: Acanthochromis polyacanthus (spiny chromis)
Lineage: Eukaryota; Metazoa; Chordata; Actinopteri; Pomacentridae
Product: serine/threonine-protein kinase 35-like
Exons: 3
Coding region: 205-1494 (429 amino acids)
Biological process (GO): positive regulation of autophagy; axon extension; autophagy
Cellular component (GO): autophagosome; cytoplasm
Molecular function (GO): protein serine/threonine kinase activity; ATP binding
Source: RefSeq, a predicted model, not a curated record